AUGGCGCCCGCCGGAGAACGCCAGUACUCCGAUGAGCUCGUCACGCUCAUUUGCAGCGAAUCUAAAGGUUCGGACCCCGUCGAUCUCUCUGAGAUUGUAAUUUCAACGCCUGAGAUCGGCAGUUGGGACUUGCCGUCGAUCAUCUCUCACAAAGCCCUCAAAAUCAAGGCCGAUCCGAACAGGUUAAUUGAACAGUCCUCAUAUUUCCGUGGACUCCUUAGUGGGAGCUUUAGUGAAGCUGGACUUAGUUCUUUAUCAAUACAUUGGGAGCUGCGGUCAUUUUUGAGUGUUUUAAGGGCUAUAUUUGGUUGCGAGGUGGAGAUUUCACCAGAUAACUUUGUUCUUCUGAAUGAGGCAGCAUUAUUCUUUGGGGUCGAUAUACUUCUCUCUAAAUGCCAAGUUUGGUUGGAUGAACUGACUUCAUCCAGGGGACAUCGGGAACCUCGAUUAUGUCUGGUCAGCUUGAUUCAAAUAUGGAAGCAUGGUCUAGAGCAUGCAAAUGACUUUGUUCAAAAUUCCUGUACAAGCUAUCUGGCCAGGAACUUUACGUGGGCAAUGUCAAUCAACUGUUACACUGAUAUUCCUGGCAAAAUGCUCUGCUCCUGUAUCCAGCAUUCUGACUUGACUGUGGACAGUGAGAAGCAGCUUUGUGAUGCUGUUUUAGUUUGGAUAAAUGCAAACGCUGCAAAUUUAGAGGGCUGGAGUAGCGAUGAUUUAUUUGACAAGAUGCGUAUGUGCCUUCUGCCAUUAUGGUUUGCUGCUGGAAAACGAGGAUCUCGUUUCUUUUCGAAGUUUGCUGCCGAGGCAACUCGUGAUAUUCUUAAUCUCUCCGGACAUCCUUGUACGAGUUUGGCAGAUAUCUUUGAAGAUGGCAGCUCUAAUCACCUAAAAAUCCGGUUGACAAAAUAUUCACAGAAACUGGAGAUUUCUGGCUGCCCACAGCUGACAACAGGACUCUUUCUUCUUUCUUUGCUUCCUCCGCAUGAUGCAGAUUUAAUAUCACGAAAGAUCAUGAAGUUUUCUGUUAACCAAGCAAACUGUAUUGGGGACGGUUUCCAAGUCUCACAGGCCCUUGGCAAGAUGUUGACUUUUGAAGCAGUGCAGGAGUUGGAUAUUUCAAACUGCCCAUCUUUUUCCCUGGAUGCAGCAAUUGACUGUUUCAGCAAGUCGUUUCCAUCAUUACAAUCACUAAGGGUGGCUCAUUAUUUGAAUUUCAAAUCAAUGAAGUUAUUUCGAUUGGUGGAGAAGCUUCCUUUGCUAUGCAAUAUUGACCUAACUGUGGAUAUUAACCCUAUUAUACCUGCAAAAGUAUCUGUUACAUCAUCCUCAUCUAUUCUGAUACCAGAAGGAUCAACAAAAUCAUUGGAUGUAUAUAACUGCUAUUCGACUGCUUCAUUUUCUUAUCGAUCGAGGCCCUGGGUACCAAAUAUUAUAAGACUCAUUAUGGAGGGAAGAACUGACGUAAGUGACACGGAUCUCCUUGCAAUCUCACAAAUCUGCUGUUCUUUAAGUUAUGUUAACAUUAAAGGAUGCACAUCAUUGACGGAUCACGGUAUAUCAGCAAUGAUUUCAAAUUGCAAAAAGCUACAGUCAGUCUUGGCUUGUGAUACUUCUUUUGGGAACAAUUCAGUUCUGGCACUAUGCUCCAGUAAUUCUAGUGGAACACCACAACAUGAAAAGCAGUCCCAGUUAAUGGCUUACAGACUUCAAACUUUGCACAUUGGUGGCUGCUAUGGGGUAACAGGAAAGAUUCUUUCUGCACUCAUGUCUGGAGCAGAUCAUUUGAGGAGUCUUUGCUUAAGAGAAAUCCAAGGUGUUGAUGAUGCUCUUUAUAUUUUUCCGGGGACUGCCUUGGAGAUGCUUGACCUUUCUGACACUAAGGUCUCUGCUGCUGCUAUAUCUCAUGUUAUUCAUAGAAAUCCUGGCCUAAAAUCCCUGAGAGUAAGAGGAUGUAGGCAUUUGGUACAGCAGGAAGGUGAAGAUAAUGAACAGAAAUUGUACUCUGUACUGGGGAAUUUGUGCAAAUUGGAGGAGAUAGAACUAGGAUGGGGGUUUUCAUUUUUCUCGCUUGCGGCCCUUAAACCAGCAACUAAAACUUUGCGAAGUUUAUGUGUCGGUUUAGGUGGAUCCUUAGCUCCUGAUGGAUUGAAGCAGUUAACUACGAUCUGUCCAAUGCUUGAGACGUUGACUCUUUAUUUUCAGGCAAUCUCUGAUUCCGCCAUAACCGACAUAAUAAAAAACUUACCAGACUUGCAGUCCUUGGCUAUCUGCUAUUGCUUUGGUGACAUAUCCUCAUUAAGCUUUAAAUUUGGGAUGCCAAAUUUGAAGAGCUUGAAACUUGAAAGAGUAACCCCGUGGAUGACUAAUGAAGAUUUGGGUACUCUGGCUGAAAAUUGUGCCAAUUUGGUUGAUCUUUCACUGAUUGGGUGCACGUUUUUGGAUUCUGGAGCACAAGACAUUAUAUCAACUGGUUGGCCAGGAUUGACAUCUCUUCAUCUUGAGGAAUGUGGGAAAAUAACUUCAGAUGGCAUAAGAUCCCUUUUGGGCUGUUCUGCCCUUGAAGAUCUCACAAUACGGCACACGGGCCGUGGGAUUCCACAAAACUUUAUCAUAUAUGCUGCCUCCAAGUUACCUAUGCUGCGGAAAAUCUCACUCGAUGUUUGUGAUGCAAGGGAAGGCGAUUUUGACCUUCCGCAUUUUGCCAACAGGUACUUUCUGAGUAUAGUAAAGAUUGCGAGAU
Molecule: messenger RNA, 2740 nt
Organism: Striga hermonthica
Lineage: Eukaryota; Viridiplantae; Streptophyta; Magnoliopsida; Lamiales; Orobanchaceae
Source: the annotation of a GenBank genome assembly